ACAGCAUUGUCAAGCACAAAGCACCAUUGGAAAACCACUAUUCACCAGCAAAUCUAGUCAUGGCCCUGUUCAAGAUCACCCUUAUCUGCUGCGCUUUGAUCGCCGCCAUCGAGUGCGCCCUUCUCCCAGCUGCUGUUCCCGUGGGAGUGCCUCUCAACACGGAGGUGGAUCCGCAUCCGCAGUACGCCUUCGCCUAUAAUGUGCAGGAUGCACUCACCGGGGACAGCAAGAGCCAGCAGGAGGUGCGGGAUGGAGAUGUGGUCAAGGGCUCCUACUCGGUGGUGGAUGCCGAUGGUUCGCUGCGCACCGUCUUCUACACCGCCGAUCCCAUCAACGGUUUCAAUGCGGUGGUGCAGCGAGGACCAGUUCCGGUGGCUGCUCGCCCAUUGGUGGCUCCAGUGGCUGCUCCACUCUUGGGCUAACUCCGCAAUCUCCCAGAGCUUUUUCCUAGCUUUUACAUAACUUAUUGUCUGCUCCUUAGUCCGUUGUAAAGUCAGUAAUCAUUAAACAAUAAACUCAAUAAGCCAAACUCAUA
Drosophila sechellia is the source of this 535-nucleotide messenger RNA. RefSeq names its product Cuticular protein 64Ab (gene Cpr64Ab). Bases 60 to 422 code for a protein of 120 amino acids. NCBI's taxonomy places the organism in Eukaryota, Metazoa, Arthropoda, Insecta, Diptera, Drosophilidae. The record is from RefSeq and is a predicted model, not a curated record. The transcript has 2 exons. Gene Ontology annotation, cellular component: extracellular matrix.